Adelges cooleyi (spruce gall adelgid) is the source of this 2497-nucleotide messenger RNA. RefSeq names its product condensin complex subunit 2-like. Gene Ontology annotation, biological process: mitotic chromosome condensation. The record is from RefSeq and is a predicted model, not a curated record. Gene Ontology annotation, cellular component: condensin complex. The transcript is spliced from 12 exons. Lineage: Eukaryota; Metazoa; Arthropoda; Insecta; Hemiptera; Adelgidae. Bases 374 to 2302 code for a protein of 642 amino acids. Gene Ontology annotation, molecular function: chromatin binding.
GCCCAUAUAAUAUACACUGCCGCCUGAAAGCGCCAACAGCCAAUCUGCGGUCAUAACAAAUCGCUAACACACCUAGUUUUUCUUCGAUUUUGGUAGCAUAGUAAAAAAAUGAUAAAUAUUAUAUCCAACUAUCCAACACCGCGGUUGGUGGCCAACGGCAGUUAUCACUUUGAAAUAUAAAAUUAUUAUCAUAAUUCGUUAUUCGUUCAUGAAAAUUGAAAUAAGAAAUGCUUACGAAGAAUGAUGCCCAUCGCUGGUUGCUGGCUUUACUUUUAAACUUACAUCAAAUAUAAUUUUUUUUUUACUUCAUGUUUAUAUUUGUUUACAACUUAUUUAAUUUUUGUUUUGCAUUAUCAAUUGAUUCCGAUAAAAAAUGGUUUUGUUUAACGCCAAUUCAAAUUCCGACGACACUAACGGUACUGUCAAAUCGUUAAAGAGAGUAGAAAAAGAUAAAGAAAAUAAUAAUACUAUGCAGGAGGAACAGGUUGUAUUGACAGAAGAUGACGACUACUAUGAACAUCUCACAACCGACCAGUUAAGCGUUAAAAUUAAAAUGUUCCGAAAUUUGUGUUUAGAAAAUAAAAUAAAUGCUUCCAAUGCAUUUGACAUCGAUUUGAUUGGACAUUUUGCAUUCUGGCUGGGAAAAAAAAAACACAUAGAUAAUGAAGAUAUUGGUUCUUUCCAAGAAAUGGCUGACAAUUUAGAAGCAAGCGCUAAAAUUUAUGGGUUACGAGUGGACAAUUUUACAGAAAAUACAUCGCGACUUGUUGAACAAGUUAGAGCAAUAAACUAUAAAAAAGAAAUGGCAAAAGUAAAUGAUGGAAAUGAACCCAUUAAAGUUCAUAAACCCAAGAGAACAAAGAUGAUGUUAACUUCAUCUGAAAAAUUAAAACGGAAAUACACUGAGGUAGAACAAAUGACUGGACUGAAUAUGAAACAAAAUUCUAUUAUUGAAUACAAUGAAGUAUUUGAAAUGGGCAAACCUUCAAAUUAUAUAGAACUGUUAUUUUCAAAAAUGCCAUUAAAAAAAGAAAUUGACAAUUUGGUGUCAACAAACACACCUAAUGCAAAAACAAAUUAUCCAAUGCCUAAUAUUCAAGAAAAAAUUUCCAAAAGAUAUAUUUGUCCUGACUAUAACGAAUUUUUGGCUGAGAAAGAUAAAUGUAAUAUGGAAGAAAUAAUUCCAGAUCUAGAUGGUAUCGAAAAUCAAUUUGACCCAACUAACCAUUUGUGUCAAAAUAUAGUAAAUGAUUCGCCAGUGCUCGAUUUUAUUCAAGACGUUGAUAGUUUUGAUGCUUUAGAGCCAAUUUCUACCAAUGAUAGUGAACCAGACAUAAAUGCACUAGUUGAUUGUAUCGAUGAUGUUCAAAGAGAUUAUAGCUUUUUUAACCCUCAACUUCUGGCAAAAUGGAAGGGUCCAAAAUCAUGGAAAGCGCAAGCUAUGGUGAAAGCACUAAAAUCAUGCAAACCACAUGAGCGUAAAGACAUUUUAUGUUCACCAACGAAUGACGAUGAUUUAGACGAUCCAAGCCAAGAGUUUAAACUCCCAAAAACACCCAAACGACGUAACAAAGUAGUAAACGAAAGUAUCAAGUUGAACUGGAUGAAAAUUGAUGAAAUAAAAGAGAUAUUAGAAAAAAAUGUACUUAGUAAAGAAAAAGUAUUACCUCGUAUAUUACAAAAAUGGGAUGCAUUAGAUAAUAUAGGCGAUAAUAAACACACUGUUGUUGAUAUCAUAUAUAAAUUUACGUUCUUAGAGUAUGCUGAGAUUCGGCCUGACUGGUGGCAACAAGAGAAAAGUAAAAAACGAACAGAUAAGAAUACCACAAUAACUGAGUCAUCAUUUACACAUGAAAACGAAUUGAAUUUUGAUAAUGUUGUGGACCAAUAUGAUGAUGUUAAUGACAAUCCUGAAAUAUCACAAAAUGAAGACGUGGCUAUAGCUGAAAACUGUUGUGAUAAUGAUAUUUCCGACCAGUCAUUCAUGGAAAAUAAACAGUGUUUAAAAGAUGCUUUUAAACCUGAGGUACGCUUGGACAUUGGCACCCUUAAAAAGCAAAUGAUGGACAUAAUUGAUAAAGAGUGUACUGUAUUAAAGUCCUCAAGUAAUUGGAGUAGUGUACUAGCUUUCAAAGACUUAUUAUUAAAAUUGAAUUUUUACCAAAGAGAAGAACUCACUGUACCUCUUGUGUUUGUUGCUCUUUUACAUUUAACUAAUGAACAUUCCUUGUCGCUUACACAAACAAUGACACUAAAUGUCAAUGAAAUUGGUGAUGUUGAAAUUGCCAAACCUAUAAAAUAAUAUUUUAUUCAAUGUUUUAAGUUCUUUAACAUGUCCCCUGUCUCUUAAUUUAUUAUUAUUUGUAUUUACGUGAAUAGUGUGCCUAUUUUAUUUUAUUUGUUUAUACCAUUCUCAAGAGAUAGAUUUCCUAUUUUUAUAUACUUACAAUUAUAAAAGAACACCGAAUUGUUCAAAUGAAUUUUGUACAAAGCCAUA